AUGAACAUGGCGCCCCCUCCCGCUGGAGACAGGCACGUAGUACAUGGAACUCCGAUUCUCACGUACGUACUGCGGGAACUGCAGGUUUGUUGUAGCACUCUCGUCGCGCGGCCGCCAUCAGACGCUGCGCUUAAGUACCGUUCAAAGGGCGACCAGUACGAACGGUGCAUUUGUGCGUGGCUCGGAGUGGAACGGUCGGUGGUCGAGAUGUUGCCUCAUCUGGGGAACGAGAGAACUGCAUGCGAAAGCAACUAGCCCCCCACAGCCACACCCACGGUCACAACGGCGGUAUGUUGAUCUUCGUACAGCACACAGCCACGGCUUCUUUCGCGGACGCUUCAAGGGAGACAAGCAAGAGGGGUGUCGCAGUAGGCUAUUGCUUAGUAGAAGAACAGAGAGAGUUACAAGGUGCACCCAGAGGUAAGCAUGCCCCGUCCCUCAGACUCCAUUUUUGUUCGUGUUGAGUUUUUUGUUUUGUUUUUUGCCCUUGACAUUCCUGCCAAGGUCGCACAAGAAACCACACCCCGUAUGGGCCGUAUUUCAAAACCCGACUACGGUAGUACUCUACGCCAAAAACGGAGUGGUGGCGCCAAAAAUGGAGGCUGGAACCGUCUCGUCGAGCGCUUUCUUUCCGACAACAUAUCGUGGUGGAGCAGAGGAGAGUCAAGCUAAAUUCGAUUCUAAUGGUAGAAUGAUCGGUCCAGGGGGUAUGAUAUCUUGCGUGACUUACUUGUACUUUUACACAUAUACCUGUGCAAGCUUGCCGCGUUCUAUGCGUUCUCCAGCCAGAUCGUAGCAGGGAGUGAUUGGUGUGCACGAUUGAUUGCGUUGGGGUAUCCCUACGCGCUGCGACGACCCGCGAAUCACGGCUACUUUACUCAUGGUUGUAUGCUUGUGUACCGCAUGUGUGUAGACUAGACUGAUGUUGCUGCCCACAUUCCUUUCGUUGUCCGCUAAGACACCUCAGCGGACUGAACACACAGCUGCUGGGUAUCUUCUCCCCGUUCACCCGGUUGGACCGCAUGGCACGGAAAUCACACCGCUUGCUCAUGGCAUGGAUAGCGAUACCGUUGGGCUUCCUCGGUUGGGAAUGGCGUAUCUUCUUUUCUUUUUUUUAUCCCAAGUGAGGAAUGUAUAGAAAUCGAACGUUGAAACACCAACACAUUUUUUCGCGCAACAGCGGGUCAGCACCAGACCUCCUGAUGUACUACAUGACCAUCAUCAAAGCAACUAGGUGUGUAGACUGUAUGCAUCGAAGGUUGAAACAUGUAUUCGCUUUUUUAAUGCUGUACUACAAUGCGUCAACACUAGACCUCCUCCUGUACAACAUUGCCACCAUCAAAAACACAAUCCUCAACGCAGCAGGGUUGAUCAAAUAUGUCGAAGUCCUUGCCUAUUCUUGUGUGGUGGGUUCGUUGUCGAGACUUGGUGUGCGUAGCGUGUGUUCUCUUGCGUGUUUGUUCUCUCUGAUAUUGUUUUUCCGACCGCCUCGCCUCCUCUUCUUUUUGUGUGUUUCCCGACACAAUUGUCUGUACACAUCGGGGCGAUGACGAUGAGUAAAAGGUUUGAGCGCCCACCUUUGCAUUCCAAACGCCCUCGUGACCAGAGCAUGCCGCUGCAUCGCACCCAAAACCAACCAUGGGUGCACAUUGGACACGGACAGAGAGAGGGGUGGCGGGGGGGGGCACGCGGGCGGUGUUGUUUUUCCGCACCCCUCUCCUGUCUCCCGCCUCUUCUCUUCUUCUGCGGGUCAAAAGAAAAUGGCUACGCCGAAGUUACCGCUUGGUUCCACCCGCACAAAAGAAAGUGGGCACUAUUUGUUUGGUCCCAAACCGCUGGUCCUCCGAGACCCCCCAGGGGAUUUUGUAGGAAGCAAUCCUCUGGGAUUACUCGGGCUGCUGUUCCGUCUUAUACCUUCGUGUUUUUAUCGCGAAAUCAUGAGAGUAGGAACGGGCGGAGCAGGCCAGCGGACACGAUAAAAAUGUCGGGACGUUUGCAGCGGAAGCUUUGCGGGCGGCGGGGAGGGCAUGAUCGAAUUUAGGCGAGACUGAGCCCCGAAAAGUUGUGUCAAUGCGUGCUAUUUUCUUUGGCAGGGACCUACAGGCAGGUAGAUGUGUAGAUGUGCAGACCCAUCCUGCUGUCGUCAUUGUUUUCGCUGUUGUUGUCUUUGCUGUUGUUGUUAUUGUUUGCGGUGUCGUUAUUGUUGUUGUUCGAAGUCGUAUGCUGCGUGUCACGGAGGCAGCACGAGCAGACGACACAUGCAUCACAUCAAGCGUGCACCUCCUGGGUG
Ectocarpus sp. CCAP 1310/34 is the source of this 2290-nucleotide messenger RNA. NCBI's taxonomy places the organism in Eukaryota, Phaeophyceae, Ectocarpales, Ectocarpaceae. The record is from the annotation of a GenBank genome assembly.